UACAUUUGAGUCGCAUGGUGGGACUCGGUCGGCUUCGUGUCUCUCGUGUGCGUGUGCCGGCAACACAAACCGGGAGAUAUUCGAAAAUACGAGUUUACGUUGCACGUGUGCAUGUGUCACUUCCACUCCCCCUUUGUAGGCAACCACCCCCAACCCAACUCACUCAUCAGCGCAACAAUCUCUGUUUAUGUCCAAGUCAAAAUGUCGUGUUGAAAGCGUUCAAUGCAAAUAUACAUAAAAUGCAUUCAACAAUUACAAAAACGAUGCAAAACUAACAGUCGAAAUAAAACAAUAACACACACUAUAAUAGUUAGUGCCAUAUUGUAUGGUGGCGACAUCUGUUGGCCGGCAGCAGCAGCGUGUGUGUGAAUUUCAAUUUCCGCUUGAAUCGCAGACUUUAAGCAACGUUCAUCCGGGGUUUUUAUUUUGUUUCGGGUCAAAUUUAAUUAAAUUGUUGCUUUGCAGCAUAUGUACAAAAAUUUCGUGUUUGCAACUUUGUGUAAAAACAAUUCAAGUUUUCAGUUCGUCGGCUCGUCACGUAUUAUAUUUUUUGUGUUUUUUCGAUGAUGGAAAUUUAAUUAAAGCCUGAAAAGAAUUCACUUGAUUGAAAUUGUUGCCACACUAAGUGGCAUGGCAUAUUGCAGUGAAAUCACAGAGUGAAAGAAGAAACGAGACAGAGAAAGAGCUGCUCAUAAAACUUGCAUAACUAGUUGUAACUAUAGGAAAAUGCAUUAAUAAAAUAAUAAUAAAAUCAUGUGUGUAAAUAUGCCAAUAAAUUGGAUGAAACUGAAAAGUGUGCAACUCUCAAGGGCCAAGGAGAGAAGCGGAGGGAGCGAAGCGGCAACAACAAGUAGGUGCCGCAGGACGAAGGACAAGGACUACGCAGGACUCGUCGGCUGCACGUCGCUUGCCUUUGUUCUAUACUUAAACACAUUAAACGCUGGAUUUGUCUACGAUGACAGACGCGCCAUCUUGGGCAAUGCGGAUGUAACGGAAGCCAAUAGGCCAUCGCUGCUUCUACAGCAUGAUUAUUGGGGCACAUCGCUGCUGGAUGACGGUUCCCAUGGCUCCUGGCGUCCAUUGUGCGUGCUGAGCUUUCGUCUCGAUUACCAGCUGGGACACGGCAAUGCCUUCGUCUUCCAUCUGACCAACCUGCUGCUGCAUUGCCUUGCCACCGCACUCGUUUUGCUUGUGGCACACACGUUGCUGCCCCCGUCCCACGCCACACGUGUCGCCGCUCGUGUCGCCGCCGCCCUCUUUGCCACACAUCCCAUUCACACCGAAGCCGUUGCCGGUCUUGUGGGUCGUGCCGACCUCGGCGCCUGCAUCUGCUGCCUACUCUCGUUCUUGGUCUAUCAUCGUCACAUGCAGCUCAGACCACAUGCCAGCUCCUUGAUCCUUGCCAUCGUCUUGGCCUUGGCAGCUCUGCUCUCCAAGGAAACGGGCAUUGCAACUCUGUUGAUCUGUGGCCUCUGCGAUGUUUUGCGUGCCAAGCAGCAAGGAAGGCAACAGAAGCCCAGCGAAGCGGACAAGCAUCGCUUUCGCUCUUUAAGCAUACUUGGAAUCGCGCUGCUCGCCGCCUUUUAUUGUCGCCUUUGUCUUGUGCCGCGACCCACUGCAAACUUCUCAGCCGCCGACAAUCCGACAGCUCAUGAGAGUUGCUGGUGGACACGCACGUUCACAUUUCUCCACCUGCCGGUGCUGAACUUGCAGCUGUUACUUUGGCCACAAAAUCUGAGCUUUGAUUGGGGCAUGGAAGCGAUACCUCGCAUAAGAACUUUCUGGGAUUGGCACAAUGCGUUCAGUGCGGCUUUCUAUGGCACACUUUUAACUCUAACUUGUAAAGGAAUGCGAUUGCUGCUGCCCAGCAUGAACUAUGUGGCUUACAAUGUGGCAAGCAUUGUCUUGUUGCUGCUGCAACGUUUGGGAGGCAGCAGCUGCCGCGCGUGGCAAGGACUCAUCUGUGCCUGCAAUCAUCAGUUGAUCUUUGGCAGCCAAAUUAAUAUCAAACGGAACUCAAAGAGCUCUACAGUAAACGUUAACUCGACGCUUCUCAUUUGCAUUGCUUUUCUAACGCUGCCUUUUCUGCCCGCCUGCAAUUUGUUCUUCUACGUGGGCUUCGUGAUUGCCGAGCGUUUGCUCUAUCUGCCCAGCGUUGGCUACUGUCUGCUCCUUGGCCUUGGCUUCGGCCAGCUUCGGCAGCGCUAUCGAAGUCCUAGCCAACGGCGACUGCUUCUAUUUUGCCUUGGCUUGAUACUGAGCGCUUUUAGUAUGCGCACAGUUCAACGCAAUCACGACUGGCUUAAUGAGGAACAGCUCUUUCGCAGCGCAGUGGCUAUUAAUCCACCAAAAGCACUGGGCAAUCUGGGCAGUGUGCUGAGCUCCCAGGGACGCUACGAGGAGGCGAAGCUGGCGCUUCAAGCGGCCAUCUGGCAACGGCCAACUAUGGCGGAUGCUCACUAUAAUCUGGGCUGGGUGCAUCAACAGCAGCAGAACUACAGCAGCGCAGUGAACUGUUAUCGACGAGCCAUUCAACUGCAUCCACAGCUGGCAGUGGCAUAUCUCAAUCUUGCCACAUCGCUGCUGGCUGGCAACUCUAGUGAGGAAGCUGCCGCAGUGUUGCUGAUGGGCGCCAGGUUGCAAGGACGCGGCGUGCGUGAUCGCAAGGCGCACUUGGAGGUGCGGCUAAAGGCUUACCUGCAGUUGGCUUCACUUCAACGUUCGCUGGACAAACGAGACCGAGCAGUUGAACUGCUGAAUGAGGCGCUCACUCUGCCACAAAGCGUGGCUCAACGCGCUGAGCUGCAUCAGCGUUUGGCUGUGUUGCAUGCCGAGUUGCAACAAUGGCCAGCAGCCGAGGAGCAACAACAGCAGGCAUUGAAGCUGCAACCCACUGAAAGUGGCAUCUUUGUUCAAUAUGGACAAUUGUUGGCCAGGAAUCGCAGCCGCAGCGCAGAGGCAGAAAUGUGGUUCAAACGCUCGCUGAUGGUGUCGCCUCUGGAGGCCAGCGUGCAUCAUCAUUAUGCUGAAUUCCUGGAGCAACAGCUGCGGCCAGAGGAAGCACUCGUCUAUCGGCUGCGUGCCACCUCGCUGGCACCGCAUAAUUAUGCACUACAAGCGGCUGUGGCAGAUGCACUGCGUCUGCUGCAUCGUCUGGAUGAGGCGGAGCUGUGGUAUCGUCAUGCGGCCGCGUUGCAUCCGCAGGCAGCGCAUGCACACGCCAAUCUCGGCGCCAUGCUGCAGAUGCGUGGCCUGCGGCAACAGGCGGUUGCAUGCUAUCGCAAGGCCUUGCAACUGCAGCCGGGCCAUGCCACAAGUCGCAUCAAUCUGGCUAAAAUGAAUGUCAACAUUGAUGCCAAAACAUAACAAGCAACCAACCAACCAAAGAGGCCUUUGCAAAGCGAUUCAAAACAAAGCAACAAAGCUAGCUAGAUUUUACGAAAGUAAUUAACAAAAGUUCAAAGCGAAGAAGAAAAGUCUGUUGCAUUUACAAUUCAUUUUCAAUAAAUAUAUUUAUACAUAUUUUCUGAUA
This is a messenger RNA of Drosophila albomicans, 3532 nucleotides long. It is a transcript of the gene Tmtc1, whose product is annotated as protein O-mannosyl-transferase TMTC1. Gene Ontology annotation, biological process: protein O-linked glycosylation via mannose. The record is from RefSeq and is a predicted model, not a curated record. Gene Ontology annotation, molecular function: mannosyltransferase activity; protein binding. The coding region runs from base 754 to 3366 and encodes 870 amino acids. Lineage: Eukaryota; Metazoa; Arthropoda; Insecta; Diptera; Drosophilidae. Gene Ontology annotation, cellular component: endoplasmic reticulum membrane. The transcript is spliced from 9 exons.